Molecule: messenger RNA, 1916 nt
Organism: Suillus subalutaceus
Lineage: Eukaryota; Fungi; Basidiomycota; Agaricomycetes; Boletales; Suillaceae
Exons: 7
Coding region: 98-1882 (594 amino acids)
Source: RefSeq, a predicted model, not a curated record
GGACGACCGUCAUCAAUCCAAUCUACACUUUUUGAGAAGCUUCCGUUCGCUUGACUAGUAAACUUGCUAACUCUCCUCAUGUACUCUUUCAAGUACUAUGGACGGUUCUCCCCCAACCCGUACAUACUAUUCACCACCAUCCCCUAUCAUCAUACAACUCAAUACAAUCAUCACAAUAUCCGCCUCAGGUCUACCAACUAAGGGCUCCGUUUACCAUUUAUUUGGCGAUGGCACCCUCAUCGCACCCCCAUUCUUCAACGACCUUUCCACUACUUACCUUGCUCUCGUCAUCAUGGCAUCCCUCCUCACCGUAUUCGCUAGGAAUACAACACUCUCAGCCGCAUUCUUAUGGUCAGGUAGAGUUCGCAAGAAGAGUCUCUUGUACACUCUAUUCCUUAGUCAACUUCUCGCACCUGUCUCCAUCUUGUCCUUGCUUAUCGCCCAAUUUAACCCCAAUUUCGAUUGCAAACUCAUCAUGCGCAUUGUGGUCGCUAGUACAGGAAUAUCUUUAUCUUUAUUGAUAUCCGGUAUCCUGGGCGUAAAGGCCUACCGGUGUCUAGACAACUCUCGCUUAGUUCUAGUCGUCUUGGUUGCGCUCAGGACUGCUGCAAUUGUUCUUCUCGCUCUAGAUCUUGCAUCACUUGACAGUUAUCGCAGUCUUGCAGGCCGCUGCUAUCGACCAUCUAAUGCCAUCACAUAUGCUUUCAUAAUACUUUUAUUCAUCGAAUCGCUAUUCGUUUGUCUUUGCUUUCUUUAUGCUGUUUGGAAAUCACAUAGUUCCGCCGCCGUCCGAGGCAGAAUUAACGUAUCACUCUCUCUUGACGAUGUCGCAGAUCCCCAUCUAGACACCCGAAAAAAAGAGAGCAUCGAGAGUCACAAGACCACUCACAGUCGCCGCGGCUGGUGGGAUUACGUUCCUACUGUAGAUAAUCCUCCAUUUUCCCCAAGAUCUCGUAGAACUCGGUCUCUCUCUCAUGACCCGAGCAUUCCCAUGGGCGGUCUUUCCAAGUUUCGUACCGGUGAAAGAUUGCGUGAUCCGGAGAAUGUCCCCUCUAGACCGCCCAUCCCCUCGCUGCCUACAGAAUCCCCUCUCACUCGCACAUCCACAAUCCGCGUCUCCACCACACUUCCAAAUAUUUGCAAUGACGUCCCAAUCCCUCGUCGGUCCUCUUCUCCUGCCAUCUCGUCCAUAAGUCGCAUAAGUCGAUAUAUGCCUCGAGUAGCGUUGUUUGGAGAAGUGAUGAGAGAUGAAUUAUUCUAUACCACCUUCAUCACCGUUUCCACCGUCGUUUCGGUCAUAAUGACUAUAGUCGGUGUUAACAGCUCGGACUCAGCCGAUCACGUAGCUUGGAUGGCCUUUGACUGGGCCUUGAUCUCGUGUCUUGUGAUCCACAGUUUCAGUCGUGUCAUCCGCCGCCACGAAAACGAAGCCCUUUUACAGCAGCCUAGCGCUUGGCAUCAUAAUUUGCGUACAGACCGCAGUACCGCGGAACUUUUGACGGAAGGGAGGGUAAGAGCUCCUAGGUCUUCAUUUGGACGCUCAUUCCAAGUGCGCACCCGGCGUCCGACGAGUCGUCGGUACGAUGCCGAUGCUCUACGCGACCCCUCCACAACCUCCCGUUCCCUACGAGGAGAUCCUCAUUCCAACGCGUUAUCUCGCCACCAAGAAGAAACCCGCCCUAAUACCGUCCUACCCACCCAUCCAUCCACGCCCGAAGUCGAUUCUUUCCCCGAUGACCUUUCAUCUUGUCGUAGAAGCGGUACGAAACUCACGGAGAGGGUUUUCUUGGGGCACCAGUAUAAUGAUAGUUUACCUAGUUUAUCACCACGUCCUGACCUGGACAAUCAACCUUCAUUGCAAGCUAGUCAUAUUGUAACAUAGACAUUGCAUUUCCAAUUCACUUGCACUGCUACUG